AGAGAAGAAGAGUUCUGUCUGGUCGAAUGAUGUAUCAAAACCUCACAGAUUUGUGGAGCUGAAGUAGCAAUGUUUAAAAAUGACGAAAGUGAUGACAAGGCAGAAACGUGGCAUUUUCAGUAUAAAUGUUCCUUUGAAAGUUGAACCGAAGAUCUCCACUCUGAACAAAAAUGUCAGCAAGAAUGUCACGAACGGCAAAGUCGCACCGAAGAAACCAGCUCAAACACCAACGAAGAAGAAACAGAACUGCAGGCUUAUGGAUUCAGUAAAGGUUGCUGUACGAAUCAGGCCACUUGUAAAAUCAGAAACUGAAAGUGGCUGUCGCUCUUGCAUUGAAAGGAUACCCAAUGAACCUCAGAUCUCAAUCGGAAAAGCUAGUCAGAUGUUCACGUUUAAUUAUGUCUUCGAUGAGUUCGAGGGACAAAGCAAGGUCUAUAAUUGCGCAGUGAAGCAUCUUAUUGAAAAUCUAUUCAAAGGUUAUAAUUUGACUAUCCUCGCAUACGGUCAAACAGGUUCUGGCAAAACAUACACUAUGGGUACAAAUUAUUCUGGAGACAUUGAGCUGGGCGUAAUUCCUAGAGCGGUUUACGAUAUAUUCGAUACAAUUGAAACAAAGACUGAUUAUUCGUACAGAGUGACUUGCUCGUUUUUAGAGUUGUAUAAUGAAAGUCUAUAUGAUUUGCUGACUAACAAACCGCGUGAGCAAAGUGUGGUCGAUAUGCGGGAGCAGAAUAACGGUAUUUGCAUUCCCGGUCUGACUGAAGUGGAGGUCCAUUCGCCCGCCGAAGCCCUCAGUCGUCUUCAAGAAGGUUCUCAAGGUAGGGUGGUAGGAGCAACAGCCAUGAACGCCCAGUCAUCACGAUCACAUGCCAUAUUCACGUUUAAUAUUAGAAUAACCAACAAGCAAAACCCGAAGGAAGUGAUGACAUCUAAGUUUCAUUUAGUGGAUUUGGCCGGAUCGGAAAGAUCGAAAAAAACUGGCGCCACAGGCGAUAGGUUCAAAGAAGGGGUCAACAUUAAUAAAGGGCUCAUGGUACUCGGCAAUGUCAUAUCGCAACUCUGUGAUGGAACGAAUAGCUUCAUCAAUUAUAGAGACAGCAAGCUCACUCGUCUCCUUCAAGAUUCACUUGGUGGAAACUCUGUCACGCUUAUGAUUGCAUGUGUGAGUCCAGCUGAUUACAACCAAGACGAGUCAGUCAGCACCCUUCGGUAUGCAGACAGGGCAAAGAAGAUCAAGAACAAGCCGGUAGUGAACCAGGACUCGCAAAGUGCAGAAAUAUCCAAGCUCAAGAAAGAAUUGGAAGACAUGAGGCUGAAAUUUAUUGAAGGAGGUGGUGUCAGUUACGAGUGUCCUCCGAGUCACAAACAGUUGGAACAGGAGUUGGAGGAUGCUCAGACUCGUAUCAAAGAGCUUCUUAAAACUUUAACCGAGUAUAUGUCUCAAAGCUCCAAUUUAUUGGAGCGAGCUGUAAUGGCGGAGAAAUUAGAAGAGACAAUGAAAGAGAAGUUCUCCGAAUUGACCCACCUGUCUGAAUCGAUCAACACGGACUCAGGUGAUAUCGACAAGAACAAGAUUCUGCAAGAGAUCAAAACCAAAAUUCUUGAAGUUCAGGUAGAAGUCCUUGGUUUUCUUGAAGUGUAUUCAGUCCCCGAAGAACUCCUAAGAACCCUGCAUGUUUCCUCAAAAAUCCUUGCUGAUAGCAUGAAUGAUGCGCAGAGACUCCAGUGCGAGAAGGAGAUGCUCAGUCAUGAAAAGCUGUCAGGAAAUAAUAACAGCCCAUUUGAAGAGGAUGGACUCAAUACACCAAUAAAGCACGAACACAUUCUAUCCCAGGCAAAGAUCAACAAAGAAAUUUAUCAAAUCACAAAGAAUCUUGUCUGGAAAGAACAGCUAAUGGCAAAAUUGUCUGAAAAUUCAAAUGGACUCGGUGUCAUUGAGGGAGUUUCUCAAAAGGAGGUCGAUGAUCUCAAAAAGCAAGUCGAAUCCUUGCAGGCUGAAAAGGACGAGCUGCUUAGUCAGAUCAACAACGCUGCAGUAAAUUCGGCAAACAAUGCCAGCAAAGUUGCUGAACAGAGAAGGAAAAGGCUCCAAGAACUUGAGCAACAGAAGACAACACUUCUUAAAAAGAUUGCAGAACAAGAAAAGAUAAUUAAAAUGAAGCAGAAUUCUGAUGAAAAAAUGAAAGCUUUACAGGCUGAUAUCAUGUCGAUGAAACAACUCAAGGUAAAACUGAUACAGCAGAUGAAGAGUGAAAAUGAAAAGUUCAGAACGUGGAAGGUAGAAAAAGAUCGAGAAAUGUGCCUGCUUCGUUCCCAGAACGUUAAACGACAGAACCAGCUGAAAAAGUUGGAACAGCAGCACACGCUACAGCAGAACGUACUGAAGCGUAAGCUCGAAGCUGCUGCAGCCGCCAACAAAAGGAUCAUGGCUGUCCUGGACAGGCAGAAGCAGGCCAAGAUGAGAAGGCUGAAGGGCCCUGCUUCUGAAAGGAUAAAAGAAAAGAUGCAGGAGGAGCUCGAGCUGCUCGAGUCGGAAUACGAAGCCCAGAGGUCGCUCGAUUCUCUAAUCCAAGAUCGAGCAUCUCUUACAAAAGAAUUAACCAUAGUCAAAGAAAGCCUGCAGGAUAAUUAUAUAUGUCAGGAAGAAAAAGAAAAAUUAGCAAGGAACAUGAAACAAAUUGAAGAAGGCAUCGCCAACAGGAGUGCCGAAAUUUCUGACCUUCAGCAAAAGCUUCUUGAUAUCCAUCAUGAAGAUCGUCCUAAAGGAAAUUGGGAUAUGCUGCAAUCAAUGGGCGAUGCAAAGUUUGCCAUUUCGUACCUGUUCAACCUUGUGUCUGAAAAAAUAAAAGAAAAUUUAAAUACUGCACAGUCCGUUUCAGAGCUCAAGGAACAACAACAUGAAUAUGUCAACCAGCUUGAUUUCUAUUCUCAAAAGAUGGAAAUAAUGGCUGCCAAUCACAAAGUUGAAUUGGAAAAUUUGGAAAAAGAAUGUGAGGAAAAAGUCUACAUCUUGUUGAAGCGCAUUCAAGAGCCAAGUCUGAACGGGUCUGAAGAGAUGGUUCAAUACGAGAAUAUCAAGUAUGAAGAGCUCGAGAAAGUCGGGAUGCUCAGGAACAGAGUCAAGGAACUCGAGGAAGAAGUAGACACCUUGAACAAAGCACUCGUCGUGCGCAAACCUCCAUCUACGCAUAUGGAAGCUUUUGAAAAUUUUUUGGCGCAAUCAAAUCCAAACUUAACUACAUUGAAGGCUGGUCAGGGCAUGAGAAAGAGCAAAAAGAAAACACAGACGUUCACCUACGAAUUGGCGGAUGAAGAGAAGAUGAGGGCGUUUGACGAUUCGGUCGAGAUAGAGAAUGAUGACCCCAACAAUGAUCCAGAUUGGGUUCGCACGCCCCUGUACAAGAGACCGCAGGCCCGUAAGGAUAAGUCAAAUUUAGAAGUUAGCCCAACAAAAAAACAGAGGUUAAUGGAACCUUUAGCGAGCAUAAGGGCGAGAAGGGACGACUACUUUGUAUAGACUCCAUAGUCAUACGGUUAUUUUAAAAUAGUUUUGUUUUUAUAUUCUGGAAAAAACCAACACCUUUAGCCCCCCUGAUAUUCGUUGCAAUUGCUUGUUCUAUUGUUCGCCUAAAUAUUAUUUGUAUAUAUUUUAUAGUUAAAGAUUAUUUUCAGUUUUAUAUAAUAACCUAAAGUUCUUGUCCUUUAAUUGUACAU
This is a messenger RNA of Cimex lectularius (bed bug), 3714 nucleotides long. Its product is annotated as chromosome-associated kinesin KIF4A-like. Bases 80 to 3517 code for a protein of 1145 amino acids. Gene Ontology annotation, biological process: microtubule-based movement; mitotic spindle organization. The record is from RefSeq and is a predicted model, not a curated record. Gene Ontology annotation, molecular function: ATP binding; microtubule motor activity; microtubule binding. NCBI's taxonomy places the organism in Eukaryota, Metazoa, Arthropoda, Insecta, Hemiptera, Cimicidae. The transcript is spliced from 23 exons.